Messenger RNA from Talaromyces proteolyticus, 4118 nucleotides. Its product is annotated as DNA repair protein Rad50. Lineage: Eukaryota; Fungi; Ascomycota; Eurotiomycetes; Eurotiales; Trichocomaceae. Gene Ontology annotation, molecular function: G-quadruplex DNA binding; ATP hydrolysis activity; double-stranded telomeric DNA binding. Gene Ontology annotation, biological process: chromosome organization involved in meiotic cell cycle; telomere maintenance via recombination; telomere maintenance via telomerase. The transcript has 11 exons. The record is from RefSeq and is a predicted model, not a curated record. The coding region runs from base 126 to 3869 and encodes 1247 amino acids. Gene Ontology annotation, cellular component: condensed nuclear chromosome; Mre11 complex.
CAAUCAAAGCUCUUUUCCUUUCCACCCAAACAAAUCACACCACCACCCUCGUCUAUAGGGAGGAUGAGGCGCCCAUCUACAGUUCCUUAUUGAUAUUGUUUUAUCUCUAGUGGAUUUGUUUCAGAAUGUCGAAAAUUGACAAACUUUCCAUUCUUGGUGUGCGAUCCUUUGACAAUACCCGAAGUGAGACGAUUCAAUUCCAUACCCCUUUGACGUUGAUUGUAGGAUACAAUGGAUCUGGAAAAACUACAAUUAUUGAAUGUCUCAAAUAUGCCACGACCGGUGAUUUACCCCCCAACAGCAAGGGUGGAGCCUUCAUCCACGACCCGAAGUUGUGCGGCGAGAAGGAAGUCCUAGCUCAGAUGGUGGCAACUCGAAGUCUACAACUUACCCAAAAGACCUUGGAAGGCCAAAUUUUGAUGGUGAAGGAUGGAGAACGGACAGCUAUAUCAUCUCGUGUCGCUGAGCUCGAUCAGAUUAUGCCUCAAUAUCUCGGUGUUUCGAGAGCCAUUCUCGACUCCGUUAUAUUCUGCCAUCAAGACGAAAGCCUCUGGCCCAUGAGUGAACCGUCGGUGCUCAAGAAGAAGUUUGAUGAAAUAUUCGAAGCUAUGAAAUACACAAAAGCUAUUGAUAAUAUAAAGGAGCUCGCUAAGUUCAAAAUCAUGGAACAACAUGCCAAGGAAGACAAAGAUAAAGCGGACCGCGCAGAGAAAAGAUCUGUUAAACUUCAGGAGGAAAUUGAGGCUUUACGCGAGGAGACCCACAAGCUUUCCCAGGAGAUGCGGAACGCGGCUGAAUUGGCCGAUAAAGCUUGGAAAGAAUCUGAGGGCUACGCGCAGGUUCUCGGUGCUUUGGAAGGCAAACGUAUUGAAGCAAAAAGCGUACAGUCUAGCAUCGAUAAUUUGAAGCAACAUCUCGUUGAGCUUGACGAGUCUGAUGAAUGGUUACAAUCCACUUUGGAGCAAUUUCAGUCCCGGCAAAUACAAUACCAGGAACAAGAAGAAAAUCUCAAAGAAAAGUACAUGGACAUCAAAGAACAAAUCGAAAAUUCACGCCAUCAGUUAGGAUUAAAGCAGGCCGAGCAUGGAAAGCACGAGAAUGACAAGGCCCAAUUCGAACGUCAAAUCGGACGGCGAGAAAGCAUGGUUCGAGAAAUUUCAAGGAGGAACAAUAUCCGUGGCUUCGAUGACACACUUGACGAGGCACAAAUCGAUGAGUUUAUGACCCGCAUGCGGAAGAUGAUAAAGGAACACAACCAAACACUGGAACGGACUAGGAAAGAAGGCCAACUAGAAAUUCGCGAGACCCAGAACACUCUCAAUCAGAUCGCCCAACGAAAGUCAACGCUUCAAGAGGUAAAGAACUUCGCCAGAAAGCAAAUUUCAGAUAACGACAAAGAAGUGGCGUCAGUCCAAAGUCGCCUAGAUGAGAUUGAUGUUGACGAAGGAACAGUCGCAGUGCUCGAGUCUAAAAAAGAGGGGGCACAAUCUCGUCUCGACAAAUUCAAAGAAACCCUUCAGGCAGCCACAUGGGAUAGAGAUAUCCAAAACGCUAACCAUGAGUUAAAGUCCUUUGAAGAUGCAAGCACUCGGCUAAAUACAGAACUCAUUGCAGGGACCAAAAGGGCUGGUGACCUAGCUCGCUUGGAUCAUAUAAAGACGGAGCUCAAAGAUCGUGAACGCCAAUUAGAGACCAUGUCGGGUGCCCAUGGAGAGCGCUUAUCAAAACUCGUAACGCCGCAGUGGACACCCGAGACUUUAGAGAAUGAGUAUUCGAAAGUCAUGGAAAAUGAGUCUAAAGCAGUGACAAUUGCUGAGCGUGACCGUGAUGGUAUUGGGCGGCAACUAGAUCAAAUCGACUUUAAACUUAAGAAUGCAAGGGUAGAUCUCCAAAAAAAGCAGAAGGAACGUGACGAGUGUGUAAACAAGAUCCACGAGGCAAUCGGCGAUGACCCAACAGAAUACCCGGAUGUCUUGCAAACGCGCCAGAACCUGCUAGAUCAAACAAGGAAAGAUGCUGAGCAGUUUGCAGGGAUGCACGAGUAUUUCAACAUGUGCCUAGAAGCUCUUGAUAAGAAAAAAAUGUGUCGAACCUGCAUGCGGUCAUUCAAAAACGACACUGAAAUGCGGAGCUUUAAGAGCAGACUGGAAGGUCUCAUCAAGAAAAACUUCUCGUCUUCAGAUGAGGAUUUAAAACAAGCAGAAACCGAGUUCGAAGCCGCUCGAAUGGUGAGCUCUGAUUAUGAUACCUGGUUUCGUCUAACAGAGAACAUCAUUCCAGAGCUCGAGAAGGAGGAAGAACAAUUUGAAUCGCAAAAAGAGGAGUUCCUGUCCAAGAUUGAAGAACACGAUAAAAUCGUGGACAGCUUUAUAGAGAAGAAGCGGGAAGUUGAAUCUCUCGCGAAAACAGUGACAACGAUUGUUCGUAUUGCAGGCGAAAUAAAAUCUCUGCGUUCUCAGUUGGCAGAACUUAUGUCCAAUCAACAAGACCCUGAAUCCUCGCGAACCUUGGAAGAUAUCCAAAACGAGAUUUCUGCUAUCGGAGAUAAGUCCAGGGCUGUCAAACUAACUAUUCAAAAACUCACAAGCGAGAAGGAACAAUGCCGAAAUGAUCUUAACAAGUCAGAAUUGGAGCUCAGAGAUGUGAAAAGUAGCCUCGACAAUGCUAGCCAUCAGCUGGAAAAGAAAUCCAGCCUUCUAGCUCGAAUUAAAGAGUACAAAUUGAUGAGCACUAAACAAAGAGAAUCAAUCGAAAAUGCAGACCGUGACAUCGAACAACUAAUUCCCGAGAUAGCCAAAGCCCAGGCCAAACAUGAUGACAUCAGCCAACGUGUCGAGGCAAAGGAGCGAGAGCUUCAGCAAGAUCUGUCUCAGCUGUCAGACAGUUUACACCAGCUCGACAUUUCAAAUGACGAUAUCAAGUCUUACAAUGACCGCGGGGGCCCCGAACAGUUAGCCAGAAGCAAAAAAGAUCUCGAAGUCAUUCAGCAGGAGAUUGAAUCCUUGGAGGUGAAACAAAGCGAGAUCACGCGAGAGAUCAAUAAAAUUUCAACCCAGCUUACAGAUAGCGAGAAUACCAAACGGCAGUAUUCUGAUAAUUUGUCAUAUCGCCAAGCUUGUAGGACGUUAGAGCAAGUUGAAGAAGACAUUCAUCAACUUGAAGAGCAAAACGCAGAGAUUGAUCGCGGCCGUUUCAAGGAAGAGUCUGAAAAAUGGACACGGAAACACAAUGCUCUGGCUGCUCAGCAAGCCAGCAAAAUGGGCGAGAUGAAGUCAAAAGAUGAUCAGCUCAUGCAACUACUAGCAGACUGGAACACCGAUUAUAAGGAUGCAGCUGUCAAGUAUAAAGAAACGCAUAUCAGAGUCGAAACUACAAAAGCGGCUAUUGACGAUCUUGGUCGUUACGGAGGUGCGCUAGACAAGGCAAUUAUGCAAUAUCACGGUCUCAAAAUGGAGGAAAUCAAUCGCAUAGUUGAGGAGCUCUGGCAACGAACCUACCGAGGCACCGAUGUCGACACAAUUCGUAUUAGGUCUGACAAUGAAAACGCGAAAGGUAAUCGUUCGUAUAACUACCGCGUCUGUAUGGUCAAGCAAGGCGCUGAGAUGGACAUGCGUGGACGCUGCAGUGCUGGUCAAAGGGUCCUGGCAAGUAUCAUUAUCCGCCUUGCUUUGGCUGAGUGCUUUGGCGUCAAUUGUGGACUUAUUGCGCUUGACGAACCGACAACAAAUUUGGACAGAGACAAUAUCCGUUCCUUGGCUGAAACUCGUCAACAGCAGUCCAAUUUCCAAUUGAUAUUUCUACACCACAUGCAGUGCGGUGACUUUACCGAUUACUACUAUCGUAGACAAUCAAUUGCAGAGGUACUGUAGUCAUAUAGAACUUUCAAUAAUUCUAACUAACAUUUACAGGUUAUGUGAUUUGAUUGAGACUUUAAUAUUACUCUCCAAAUGCAUUCGAUCCGGUGUUAGAUCAGAUGGAAACAGCGGGUGGUCUUGGUAGGAGUUCGGGGUUAUUCGAAGUUAUCUGGAAUACGUAACAUUGCAUUUACCUGGGCUUGUGACAAUGUAUAUUUGAACCAUAGCACUGCUUUUCUAAUAGAAACAAAGUCACUCAAACGA